UCUUCAUAAAAAAGUAAUUGUUAUUCAAUGCACGCACUCUGUACAUGGCAUUUGAAUGUUCACAGUGCAAGUUUCUUUUAUAAAACAAUGGAAACAAAACGCUAAAUAUGAAUUUUAGAUACCAAAUGGUCAAAUAAGCCGACGUCGCUGCCUCCGUUCUCUUCAUGUUUACUCUUUGCCUUAAGUUCUAUUUGCGUUUCGCGUUUACUUCAACCUGGUUAAUUUGCAUAAAUUUCCCUGGCGUUUCGUCGUAAAUUUGCGUCAUAAACCAGAACGUGUAUUUGUCGCAGUUACUUAGCAAGUGUUUGUGUCCGUUGUGUAUGUGUGUGUGUGUGCAGUAGAAGCUGUGGCUGUAACGACAAGUGCACGCGAAUACGCCCCCCUUUUGUUGUUGGUACGCAUACCAACACACACCCACAAUCCUACGUCGCGCCACGCCAGGAAGCGUUGACCUGACCUAUUGGCGCUCACAGCUGAAACAGAAGCAGUAGCAGCGGAAUGUGGAAGUGCCACAAGUGCGGCAAACCCGUUUACUUUGCGGAACGUAAACAAUCAUUGGGCUACGAUUGGCAUCCAGAAUGUUUGCGUUGCGAUGAGUGCGGCAAGCGUCUAAACCCUGGUCAGCAUGCUGAGCAUAAAGGAGUGCCUUACUGUCAUGUGCCCUGUUAUGGCGCGCUGUUCGGACCACAAUUGUUUGGCCACGGCACGCGCGUUGAGUCACACAAAAGUUAUGGAGUUAAAGGUGCACAAAAGCCCGUGGCUCAAGGCAAUGGACCCUCACUGCCGAGAGAUCAUUUAGAGUCUAAGCUCAAGGUUUACAACCAAUUUUACGACAAUAAAAGUCUGGAAAUACGCAGUCGCGAGGUGAACAAUCGACUCAUAUUGGAGGGUGCUUUGCGUGUUUAUUGGGGCGUGCAGGGUGUUAUACAUCUGAAGGAGGACGAUGAUCAACGCACCUUUGUCGUACGGAAACGCAAUUCGUGUCGCUCAUCCAAGGCGGCAGAUGACAGCACGUCCGACAAGGAAAACGAAGGUAGUGAAUCCCUGGCUGCACCCACAACGACAGCCAGUGAGGUUGAAGGUCUUUCGACAGACAUAUCGCUAUCGGAGAGCAUGACGUUUGAUUCGUGCAGUUUAAAUGAGGUCUCCGAAUUGCCCACAACACCUGAAGAUGCAUCGGCUAAUACGGCAACGGGCGGUGGAGCUGGUAGUCAUGUCAAUGGUUGCGUAAACAACGACGAGGACGACCAAGAAACCACUACGACGGAUUCAUCAAACACUCUAAUUGGAUCGGAUGUCAGUGCUAAUACCAACAGCACCAACUGUGUAUCCUGCACAUUGCCUUCAAAGCUAGACAAACUAGAGAAAUUGGAUUGGGAUGAGAUCGAUGAUUUACUGCAGGUGGAGAGACAACAUAAUGACAAGGAUAAAAUGUACGAAACGAUGCCCGUCAAGUUGCCUUCUUCGUCGUCGACAUCGUCCAGUGAUAGCUCACCCACGAAGACGAAUUCAGCACAAAAUAGCACGGAUAGCACUAAUCCAAAUGAUACAUCGAUGCCCACUUCGACUGCCACGCAAAACAACAAUAAUAGCAACACCUCGAGCACAACAACCAACUCUACACCGACGGAGACUUCGUCUGAUGACUUUAUGACGGCUACAGCUUCAUUGACUACCAAUACGAAUACACAAAAUACGACGACAAUCACAACUACAACCACUUCGUUGGAUAAUUAUGAGACCUCCGACGAUGCGACGCUCAAAGCCAUGGACUUUGAGGAUUUUAAACGAAGCGUACAUCAAGAUUACGUAAAUGGUGCCAAUUCUUUUCAAGAACACAACGACGAUACGCUCAAGCGCAAUCAACCCAUUGAUCCCUCUCGCAUACACGACUCUUUGAAGCUCUAUGGUGAAAAUUCAGCCAUGAGCAAAAGCUUUAAUUGUGAGCAUGCCUUGCGCUCCAUAGAUCCCAACUUCAUCAACGACACAAUGAAUUUAAGAAGUAGUGUUGACUCCGCCCGCUCUUCACAGCGUCAAUAUGCGCUGCAGAAAAGUGGUUCCGCCUCUCAUGCUGUCAGCCGGGAUAACAAUAAUCAGCAACAUAAAAUAAACCCUUCAAUUCAGCGUGGGCGUCAGGUCUUCGAGAAGGGGAUAAAUCGCUCCAAGUCAGGACCUUCAUGCUUCGUUUACUCCGAUAGUGAUGACGACGAGUCAACAUUGCGACCGCAAAGAAUGGCAACAAUAAGACGCAGCGAUGUGCCUCAACGCUUCAUACAAAUCCAAAUGAACUGCUAUGCCAAAGAAGGGGCCAGCGAGGGUGAAUCAAGUCGUAAUGAAGCCCCGUCCAUAACGAAUAGUGGCGCAGUGGCCGGCGAUGAGCUGACGCAGACGGAGGAGCUGUUUACGGCUUCUGCGGGGACUCCGGCGAAUGAUGUUGCGAAUUCUGAGCAGCCGCUGCACGUAACGGAGGAUGGUGUGGUUCUUCGAAGACCGCCACGCACGGGGGCAGCAGCAAUUAAACGACGCAGUGGCAAUAGGCGUUCUCGCACAAAGCUGAAACGUCGCUGUUCCAUUAAUGGACAUUUCUACAAUCGGGAAACUUCGUUUUUUACGCCUCCGCACGGCUCACAAAUGUCCGUGUGGGUAACAUCUUUGGUCACCACACAGGAGGUUAUUAAUUUGGUGCUGGAGAAGUAUAAAGUAGACAGUGCGCCAGAGAAUUUCUCACUCUUUAUCAUACGCGACAAUGGUGAACAAAAACGACUCAAGGAUAAUGAAUAUCCGCUUAUUACGCGUGUCACGCUCGGUCCGCACGAGGACGUCGCACGUUUGUUUUUGAUGGAUUCGCGCAAAACUGAUGAAAUCAGCAAUGAGGUUGCUCAAUUUUUGAAUCUAUCCCUCCCCGAGUGCCGUUCUAUUUUGGAUCGCUACGAUCAGGAAAUGGCACGUGAAGUGGCCAAAAUAAAAGAAAGAUAUGCUGAACUGCGUCGUCGAAUUGUGUCGCGCAUGGAAUCUCUGAAAGUUCAUUUAUAAAUUGAGUCUCAAUAAAUUUGGAUUGAAUAUUUUUAUACACGCAGCCAUAAUAUUUAAGCAUAAAAGUUGCAAUAGUCGUAUCAGACGAUGCUACAAAUGUAAUUUUACGUAGCAGCGAAAUGAACAUUUAGUCAAAAUUAAGGCGCUAAAAUCAAACGGCAAUGACCAAUUGGCAAUUGCACAAACCAGUGAAAAGAAAAAGAACAGGUCGCAUUAUUUUCCAACCAACUCCGGACUCUUUUCUAUCCUAAAUACUAACAAUUUCCAGGCAAUUCCAUUAAAAAGCAAUUAAGACUUGUAAUUAACCAAAAAAUAAUUAUUAAUUAUAUAUCGUGUAUUUUUGUUUAUGUUGCAAAUCAGAAUAUUAUGAUUUAACAAAUAAUGUAACGAACAAACACUAAAAAGUGAAUGUGUAAUGAUUAACACUUAGGCAGAACAAAUAUAAAUAGAUUUUAACGAAUACGUAAUAAAGAAGUAAAUAGAAAGGAAUAUCGAAAUCAAUUUUAAUAAGUCAGUGAACAAAUUUGUAAAUUUAUAUACAUAAAUAUAUACAAACAUGAAUAAUAGCAAGCAAAAUAAAUUCAACUAAUGCUGUUAUAUGCCUGCUGCAAUUCUCUUCACACAAAAACUGUAAGCAAUCACAAAAUUACCAAAACUACGAAGAGCAACUAAGUAUUUAAAAUAAAAUAGGUACCAUACGGACUUGUUGAUUGAAAAUCAUUUUGAGAUCAAAUUAAAUUCAAAUUUAACAGAGAAA
Scaptodrosophila lebanonensis is the source of this 3790-nucleotide messenger RNA. RefSeq names its product serine-rich adhesin for platelets (gene Rassf). The record is from RefSeq and is a predicted model, not a curated record. The transcript is spliced from 8 exons. NCBI's taxonomy places the organism in Eukaryota, Metazoa, Arthropoda, Insecta, Diptera, Drosophilidae. Gene Ontology annotation, biological process: signal transduction. Bases 499 to 3033 code for a protein of 844 amino acids.